Messenger RNA from Eruca vesicaria subsp. sativa (arugula), 915 nucleotides. Lineage: Eukaryota; Viridiplantae; Streptophyta; Magnoliopsida; Brassicales; Brassicaceae. The record is from the annotation of a GenBank genome assembly.
CAUAAGUAUGUUUAAGAUACUUAUUGUGGUUAUAAACCAAAAAAAAAAAGAUACUUAUUCCUCUUAAAUGUUUUGAUGUUAGGCCCAACCCUAGAAACUUUCGGGCCGGCUAAAAAAAAAACCCAAAAAGAAAAAUCGUUGUUUGUUUUGGUUAGUCUUCCUCGCUCUCUCCUCCCCUCUCCUCUCAGGUCUCAGCCGCGUUCCCUCUCUCAAUCUCCCCAAGAGAAACAUGAAUCACCGAAUCGGAUUGGUUACCUCCGGAUCCAAGUUUGUGGCGCGGAGGACGUUUGCAGCAGCAGCGAGUAAAGCCAAGAAAGGCGGGAAAGGAGGAGGUAGCGAUGCUCCUAAAGGAUCGUCUCUAAGCAAAGAGAUCAAAUCCACAACCGUUGUUGGUGCCAACACUCUCAAAGAUGGAUCUGAUCCCAAGAUCCUUCCUGACUCUGAUUACCCUGAUUGGCUCUGGCGUCUUCUCCAGAUUCGACCUGCGCUUAGUGAGCUCAGGAGGAAGAAUGUUGAGACGCUUCCUUAUGAUGAUCUUAAACGCUUUGUUAAGCUUGACACACGUGCUAAAAUCAAGGAGAAUAACUCUAUUAAGGCUAAGAACUGAGAUGCCUUCGCUUUGGUCUUUAUUGAUUUUGCUUCUUACUGGUUAACGUUGUUUGAGUGUUUGAGAUUUAUCUAUCGUCAUGGUCUUGUUUUCAGUUAUGUUACAAUUUUAGAGUCUAUGAGUUUCUUAGUGAAACCCAAUAAGAAUUGUUGCUUCAUCUUAUCACUCUGCUUUGGUUAGUGGAAAACUCUUUUGCUAUGUACUCUCUCUGUUUCAGAUUAGUUUGUGUUUAAGGUUUUUUGCAUACAUAAAUUGUUGAUUUUUAUUCAUUUUACUCUAUUUUGUAUUAAUCCAAUUGCUAUGUACUC